CAGUAGUUCGAGGUUUUCAGGAAAGACCCCCACGAACUCAAAUGACGGUGCUCAAACUCCUACAAUCAUUGUUGUAAAUGCAACAGAACAGCAAAAGGCUCAAAACAACAAUUCGGAAAAUUCUGCGCCGCUUUCACCUGCUAGCAACCACAAGUCUCACUCGAAAGAAGAACCACCAAAGAGAGAUCCUUUAAAUCGUUUAAAGAAUACUCCUAAAGAUGUUAUUCCUAUAAGCAAAGCACCACGUCGUCAAAGGUCAUCAAGGUUUCAUGUAACUGAAAAGGUCGAAUUAGAAAAGUUACCAAAUUUCAAUGAGAUUUCGCCAGAUAAAAGACAGGAGUUAUUUCUUAGAAAACUUAAUCAAUGCUCGGUAAUUUUUGAUUUUAAUGAUGCAAGUGCAGAUUUAAAGGGCAAAGAGAUUAAGAGAUCAACAUUGGCCGAACUUCUAGAAUACAUAUCAACAAAUCGAGGUGUAAUCACUGAGCCAAUAUACCCUGAAGUUGUUUCCAUGUUUGCAGUAAAUCUUUUUAGAACUAUACCUCCACAAGUAAAUCCUAUAGGUGAUGCUUUUGAUCCUGAAGAAGAUGAACCUGUACUUGAACUUGCAUGGCCACAUCUUCAAAUUGUUUACGAGUUUUUUCUUAGAUUUAUUGAGUCUCCUGAUUUCAAUACAAAUAUUGCAAAGAAAUAUAUAGAUCCUCAAUUUAUAUUACAAUUAUUGGAAUUAUUUGACAGCGAAGAUCCAAGAGAACGAGAUUUUUUGAAAACCACAUUACAUCGUAUUUAUGGAAAAUUCUUAAAUUUACGUGCAUUCAUCCGAAGAUCAAUUAAUAAUGUGUUCUUCCAGUUUAUAUAUGAAACAGAACGUCACAAUGGUAUUGCAGAGUUACUGGAAAUACUUGGAAGUAUUAUAAACGGGUUUGCAUUACCAUUAAAAGAAGAACAUAAAACCUUUCUCACAAAAGUUUUAAUCCCUUUACACAAAGUAAAAUCUUUAAUACUGUAUCAUCCACAACUUGCUUAUUGUGUGGUACAAUUUUUAGAAAAAGAUCCUGCAUUAACAGAAGAAGUGAUUUGUGGUUUAUUAAGAUAUUGGCCAAAGGUAAACAGCCCAAAAGAGGUGAUGUUUUUGAAUGAAAUUGAAGAAAUAUUGGAUGUAAUAGAGCCACAAGAAUUUGUGAAAAUUCAAGUACCAUUAUUUCAACAAGUUGCAAGAUGUGUUUCAAGUCCUCAUUUUCAGGUAGCAGAAAGAGCAUUAUAUUAUUGGAAUAACGAAUAUAUUGUAAAUUUGAUAGGUGAUAAUGUAAACAUUAUUUUACCUGUAAUGUUCCCAUCAUUAUAUCAAAAUUCAAAAGCUCAUUGGAAUCGGACAAUUCAUGGUUUGGUAUAUAAUGCACUCAAAUUAUUUAUGGAAAUUAAUCCAGCGUUGUUUGAUGAAUGUACAGCACAUUAUAAACAAAGUCGUCAAUUUGAAAAGAAAAAGAUGAAAGAAAGAGAGGAAGUAUGGCAUAGACUUGAAAGAGUAGCUGCGCAUAAUUUUCAAGGAUUACCAGUACCAUAUAGCAUUGGCGGUUCUUUGCCAAAUUCAAAGAAUGAUUUAUCUGACAUCUCUGCUUACUUUAAUUCUGAAGACUAUGCAGAUGAAACUCAAUCUAACGGUGAAGAUGAAUUAAUUGAAAAUGAACAAAAACAUGUUAAUGAGGACGAGCAUGGGGAAAUGCAAUUUUUUGAUGGUCGUCCAGAUGGUUAUAAUAUAUUCCGUCGUAAAUCCAUCAUACCAGUUGAUGAGUCUGUAUUAUCAGAAUUAUCUAGGCAUAAAAGUUUGGAUGAAGUUCUUAAUGGGCCUCCAGACAGAUCCGGCUCAGCAAAUCUUUAA
Molecule: messenger RNA, 1876 nt
Organism: Entrophospora candida
Lineage: Eukaryota; Fungi; Glomeromycota; Glomeromycetes; Entrophosporales; Entrophosporaceae
Source: the annotation of a GenBank genome assembly